This is a messenger RNA of Pochonia chlamydosporia 170, 1974 nucleotides long. Its product is annotated as molybdopterin cofactor biosynthetic protein. The record is from RefSeq and is a predicted model, not a curated record. Bases 1 to 1974 code for a protein of 657 amino acids. Gene Ontology annotation, molecular function: metal ion binding; cyclic pyranopterin monophosphate synthase activity; GTP 3',8'-cyclase activity. The transcript has 2 exons. Gene Ontology annotation, biological process: Mo-molybdopterin cofactor biosynthetic process. Lineage: Eukaryota; Fungi; Ascomycota; Sordariomycetes; Hypocreales; Clavicipitaceae.
AUGCAAGCCACCGGCAGAAUCGUUUUCACUGCGGUGCCACGUGUUGGUCACUGUGGCAGAGCAUCUCUCGCACAUCUGUCGUCUGCCGUUUCCCGACGACAUCUUGGAACCUCAGCAUUGGCUCAUGAGAGUGUCUCUGAGGUAUCAGGCUCGCUGGGUACCGCUACACCUCUCUCUCGCCAGGAUCGAGUUCGUAAUGCAAAGCCGUUUUCGGACUUCCUGACAGACACAUUCCAUCGCCAGCACGAUUACCUGAGAAUAUCAGUGACGGAGCGUUGCAAUCUGCGAUGUGUUUAUUGCAUGCCCGAGGAAGGGGUUCCCCUGUCUCCAAACCGAGAGCUUCUCACUACGCCGGAGAUAGUGAUGCUGUCAUCCAUCUUUGUUUCUCAAGGCGUCAACAAGAUUCGUCUUACAGGUGGGGAGCCCACAGUUCGACGGGAUAUACUAUCUCUCAUGCAUCAAAUCGGCGCAUUACGACCCCAUGGCCUGAGGGAACUGUGUCUUACGACGAAUGGCAUAUCAUUGCAUAGAAAAUUGGACAGCAUGGUUGAGGCGGGUCUCACAGGCGUUAAUCUAAGUCUUGACACGCUGGAUCCAUGGCAGUUCCAGAUUAUGACCCGACGGAAGGGAUUUGAUGCCGUACAAAGGAGCAUUGACAGAAUUUUGGAGAUGAACAAGCUGGGCGCUGGUAUCAAACUGAAAAUCAACUGCGUGGUCAUGCGCGGGGUGAACGACCGUGAGGUGCUACCAUUUGUCGAGAUGACGCGUGAGAAGGAUCUCGAGGUGCGAUUCAUCGAAUACAUGCCCUUUGACGGGAAUAAAUGGAGUAAAGGCAAGAUGUUUAGCUACACGGAGAUGCUUGAUCUCAUCAAAGAGCAGCAUCCCGGGCUACAGAAAGUCAACGAUCACAAAAACGAUACGAGCAAAACUUGGCAUAUCCCCGGAUUUGCAGGAAGGAUUGGGUUUAUCACAAGCAUGACGCAUAACUUUUGCGGCACGUGCAACCGGUUACGCAUCACCGGUGAUGGCAACCUAAAGGUGUGCCUCUUUGGCAACGCCGAGGUUUCACUGCGAGACAUUUUGCGGAAGUCGAACAACGGAGAGCCGAUUGAGGAGGAGGCGUAUGAGGCAAUGAAGCAAAUCGAAAUGGACCGAAAGCAAGGUCGUGUUUCCCCAGACCAACGUCUCGGUGUUGCACCCAAUGAAGCUGAGCUGUUGGAUAUUAUUGGCAUGGCAGUCAAAAGGAAGAAGGCCAAACACGCCGGUCUUGGGACUCUGGAGCACAUGAAGAAUCGACCGAUGAUAUUGAUAGAUCCCAUUCCAGCAACUCUUAGCGGCCAAAUACCGACCAAAGUUGGUCGCCUACUCAGCACUCCUGGGAUGAUAAAGCCAGCACAGCUCAGCACGCAUGGUCUUCAUCUCCGUGGUCAUAUGAGGCAAUUUUCAAGUUCACGACAACACAGAAAGUCUGAGGAGAAGGAAGGAGAGAAGAAGGGAGUCCGUCUAACUCAUGUUUCGGACUCUGGGUCAGCACACAUGGUUUCUAUAUCAGAGAAAUCAGUCACCUCUCGAAUAGCCACGGCAUUGUGCACCGUACGGUUCUCCAAUCAGACGGCGCUGCCUCUCAUCCAGGACAACCAAAUGAAGAAGGGCGAUGUGCUCGGGGUAGCCCGUGUUGCUGGCAUCAUGGCAGCAAAGCGAACGCCAGACUUGAUUCCGCUCUGUCAUCCGAUCGCGAUAUCCCACGUCACGGUCGACUUGCAGCCGAAUAAAGUGGACAACGCGAUCGAGAUACGGGCGACAGUGACGUGCGAUGGCAAGACCGGGGUCGAGAUGGAGGCCAUGACGGCGGCAUCAACGGCCGCACUAACGGUGUAUGAUAUGUGCAAGGCGGUGGACAAGGGCAUGGUGAUUGACGGCGUACGGGUGGUGUUGAAGGAUGGCGGCAAGAGUGGACGAUGGGAAUUGGAUUGA